Molecule: messenger RNA, 816 nt
Organism: Fusarium poae
Lineage: Eukaryota; Fungi; Ascomycota; Sordariomycetes; Hypocreales; Nectriaceae
Exons: 2
Coding region: 1-816 (271 amino acids)
Source: RefSeq, a predicted model, not a curated record
AUGAGUGAUGAUCACUUUCCACCACUCGAACCAAAUUACAGGACCAACACAGCUAGGCGAGAGCAUCAAGAACAGGAUGAAGAAUGGCAUGAUAAAUUUCAUUCUCAAUGGCUUGCUUGGGGUCACUCCCAGGACAACCAAGAGGAUUGGAAGUUUUGGGCAACUCGUCUUUUCACAAACACAACAACUGCCAAACUUUGCAACCACAUUGUCGGCAAGGCAGGCAUCCCAGCCACACGACCAAUCACUUGGGCCAACAUUGCAGCUGUGAUGGCUAAUCCGCGAUGGGAUACCGACUAUGUCCGAAGAUCAGAUUGGGCAAAGAGAGCCCAAAUCGAGUUCCCACAAGCAAAUAUCCUUGCAGGUCACCCAAACGACAACGGUCCUAUUAUCCGAGACUUGACCUUCUCAGCGGAGAAGCGAGCAAGUAAUCAGCGACACGAAAGCGAUGUUCGGGAUAAACAAGGAGCUUUACGGCUUCAAGCCGAAAAUACAGCACUCAAACAAGAAAUCCAAUCUCUUCAAAAGCUUAUCGCUGAAUACGAAAAAGAAGAGACUGAAAACAACAGCCUUUUAUCCAGAAUCCGGGACGCUUCGGAGGCAAAAUCGACUGAAAUUUGCCGUCUAACAGCAAUGGUAGGGCGAUUAAAGAAUGUUCUCUCUAAAGAUGGCAAUGGUAAAGCCUACGAAGAAUUUGAAAGAAUGAACAACCUUCUUGAGAGCAGCAACAGAGUAGCUCGCAAUUUAGUCGAAAUGAUUACAAAGGAGCGUGAAGAACACGCAGCUCAAUGCGACAUUGACUCUGAAGAGGCCUAA